Messenger RNA from Acaromyces ingoldii, 2554 nucleotides. RefSeq names its product acyl-CoA oxidase. The coding region runs from base 193 to 2487 and encodes 764 amino acids. The transcript has a single exon. Gene Ontology annotation, cellular component: peroxisome. Gene Ontology annotation, biological process: lipid homeostasis; fatty acid beta-oxidation using acyl-CoA oxidase. Gene Ontology annotation, molecular function: FAD binding; acyl-CoA oxidase activity; fatty acid binding. Lineage: Eukaryota; Fungi; Basidiomycota; Exobasidiomycetes; Exobasidiales; Cryptobasidiaceae. The record is from RefSeq and is a predicted model, not a curated record.
GAAGAGAAAAAACUCCUUGUCUGAUUGAUCAUCGUGGGCGAGCGAGGAAGCAGAGGCGAUUACCCCAUCAUUUGCACCAACCCCGCGCUUGCCGCCCUCGCUCGUUGUGAGCUUCUCUCGUUACUGCUAUAAAGUGGGCGACAUACACACACACUCUCUCCCUUUCUUACCACAAAGGACUCCUCCUCCACGAUGUCUUCCUCCUACCCCUUUCCCUCAAAAAAGUCCGGCGCGGGCUCGAGCUCGGCGUCGCAGUGGCAGGCCCUUGGCCCGGCCAAGGCAGGCGGCCUCGUGCCGCGCGUGACGCUGCCGGUGCCCAUUGGCGACCACGCCGCGCGAACAGAAAAGGACAUGGCCGAGGCGCGCGCCCGCACCGCGUUUGACCCCGCCAAGAUCGAAGAGGUUCUCCGCGACGGGAGGGUGGACAACGCGACGCGGAAGCACGUCAUCGAUGUUCUGGACCAGGACGAGGUGUUUGGCGACUGGAAGAAGCGCAUGUUCCACAUGAACCGUGAGCAGAAGCAGGCGAUGAGCCACAUGGCCAUCCGCCGGCUGCUCGACAUUGGCGAGAAGCACGAGUGGGACACGCACCAGAUCAUCGAGGCGGCCAUCAGCCUGGACCUGCAGUCGCCCGUCACGAUCCACUGGGUCGCCUUUGUGCCCGUUAUCAUGGGCCAGGGCAGCAUGGAGCAGGUCGACCGGUGGGGCCAGCGCGCCAUGACGCACCAGAUCCUCGGCUGCUACCUCCAGACCGAGCUCGGCCACGGCACUAACGUCCAGGCCCUCGAGACGACGGCGACGUACAACGCCGCCAACGACACCUUUGACCUCCACAGCCCCACACUCUCGAGCACAAAGUGGUGGGCCGGCGGCUCGGGCACUACGGCCACCCACGGUAUCGUCCAGGCCCAGCUGAUCAUCAACGGAAAGCGCUACGGCCCCCACCUCUUUUUCACCCCGCUUCGCUCUCUCGAGACGGGCGAGCUGCUGCCCAACAUUGUCGCCGGCGACAUUGGCCCCAAGACGUACGACGCCUUUGGUGGCCUCGACAACGGCUGGGUCCGCUUCAACCACGUCGAGCUGCCCCGGUUCAACAUGCUCUCCAAGCACGCGCAGAUCAAAAAGGGCGGCGAGUACGUGCGGCCGCCGUCGGACAAGCUCAGCUACGGCGGCAUGAUCUUCAUCCGCAGCCAGAUGAUCGACCGGACCGGCUGGAUGCUCUCGCGCGCCACGACGAUUGCCAUGCGCUACUCGCUCGUCCGCCGCCAGUUCCGCGACCCGGACAGCAAGGAUGUGGCCGAUGUGGAGCGGAGCGUGCUGUCGUACCCCUCGCUGAACCGGCGCCUGGUGCCGCUGCUCGCGAAAUCGUACGCAUACAUUGUCGCGGGUCGUCGCAUGCGGACGCUGUACGAGGACAUGGCCGCACAGCUCGACCAGGGCAACACGGAGCUCCUCGCCGACGUCCACGUUGCCUCGAGCUCGCUCAAGGCCUACUGCACAAAGCAGGCUCUCGACGGCAUCGAAGAGUCGCGACAGGCCCUGGGUGGACACGGCUUCUCCGUCUACGCUGGCUUCACCUCCAUCUUCCCCGACAAUGCCCCCACGGUCACAUACGAGGGCGACAACUUUGUCCUUGCCCAGCAGGUCGGCCGUGCUAUGCUCAAGAACGUCGGCGAGCUGAAGAAGGACCCCAACUUCAAGGUGUCGACGACGACGUGGUUCCUCGAGACAAUCGCCAAGGCCGGCACUGCCAAGUUCACUGCACCGGCCUCGCCUGCCGACUGGCUCAAGCCCGACGUGUACACGCGCGCGCUCGGCCUCCGUGCCGCCCGGCGCGUGGCCGACCUGGCUGCCGAGGUCUCGUCUGGCCGGCGCUUCGUCGACUGCAGCUGGGACUGCGUCGAGGUGGCGCGCUCCCACGCCGAGGUCGUCGUCAAUGCCUGGUUCACCGAGGGCAUCGAGGAUGACGCCGAGCGCUUCGGCCCGACUGAGUCGCAGUGGAUGCGCAAGCUCGUCGCCCUCCACGCGCUCAUCUGCAUCGCGCGCGACGUCACGCCGCUGGCGCUGCCCGCCGCCAAGGGCCGCGCGCUGGCCGACUACCGCGCGUCAAACAGCGCCAUCCUCUCGCCCGAGGCUGUCCUGCACCUCGAGUCGGCCAUCCGCAGCCUCGUCGAGGAGCUCCUGCCCCAGGUCAUUGGCCUCACCGACGCCUUUGGCUGGACCGACUGGGAGCUGUGCAGCGCCCUGGGCCGCAAGGACGGCCGCGUCUACGAGGCCCUCAUGGCCGAGGCAGAGUCCAACCCGCUCAACCACCCAGCCACCAAGGCGCUCCCCGACCACGCAAACGUGGGGCGGUACAGCUACGGAAGCGACAACGUGGGCAAGAACGUCGCCGAGACGUGGACGAGGCACGUCAAGCCCCUGCUCCGGGAUGCUGCGACGCGGUCGGGCGACGAGCCCAUCAGGGGCGACGGGUCGAAGCUGUAGACUUGCUCUUUCUCUUUUUAGUUACCCCUUCUGUCUCUUCCAUGGCUUGCUAAUGGGACCAUUAUUG